AUGAUGAACAUGAAAAAGCUCGAUCGAUUGAAGCAGUGGGCGGGCGAGCGCAUGGGCGGGGAGGCGAAAACUAACACGACGGAAGAUUUCAAGGCGUUGGAGGUGGAGAUGACGAUGAGACAUGAUGGCAUGGAAAGUCUCCACAAGUCGAUGACCACAUACAUGAAGUCGUUGUCGAAGCGACAGGAAGGGGACGACCGGGAGAAGGCAUUGUCGGUCGGCAAUCUUGGGAGUACCAUGGUCAAUCAUGGACAGGACUUCCAGACCGAUUCGGAGUUUGGGAACUGCCUCAUAAGUAUGAUCAUCGAUGUCCUGGGAUACAAACGAAGGCUAAUGAGGGAUAUAGCUCUCGGUCGAGCGAACGAGAUCAUCGCGCGGAAGCAGGAGGGGUACGUCACUGCGGCGACAUCAAGCUGGCUUGAGUCGCUUGAACGCUCGCUCGCACAGAUGAAAGAAUAUCAGGCCGCCCGAAAGAAGCUCGAACAGCGCCGACUCGCGUACGACGCGUCCCUCGCUAAGGUGCAGAAAGCCAAGCGCGAGGACUUUCGCGUGGAAGAGGAGUUGCGGUCGCAGAAGGCGAAGUACGAGGAGUCGAGCGACGAUGUGCUGCGGCGGAUGCAGGAGAUUCAGGAGUCAGAGGUGGAGAGCGCGGCGGACCUGACGGGGAUGUUGGACGCACAGCUGGCGUACUACGAUAAUUGCCGGGAGGUGCUGUUGCAGGUGAAGCGGGAGUGGCCGACCUCCGGCAACAUCUUCCACGACCCGAACGACGACUACGCCGCGUAUCAGAGCCACUCGCCGACGAACACGCACGCGAGCACGACGUCGACGGCCAGCGAGGUGGACGUCGGGUUCGUGAAGAAGGCGCCGCCCCCGCCGCCGCCGAGUCGGGUGAAGAAGGCGGCGCCGCCGCCGGUGCCGGGGAAAAAGUUUGUGGGGUUGGGGUGA
Messenger RNA from Eremomyces bilateralis CBS 781.70, 948 nucleotides. Its product is annotated as BAR-domain-containing protein. Bases 1 to 948 code for a protein of 315 amino acids. The record is from RefSeq and is a predicted model, not a curated record. Gene Ontology annotation, cellular component: cytoplasm. Gene Ontology annotation, molecular function: protein binding. The transcript has 4 exons. NCBI's taxonomy places the organism in Eukaryota, Fungi, Ascomycota, Dothideomycetes, Eremomycetales, Eremomycetaceae.